Messenger RNA from Cylas formicarius (sweet potato weevil), 1708 nucleotides. RefSeq names its product protein Star (gene S). Bases 326 to 1264 code for a protein of 312 amino acids. The record is from RefSeq and is a predicted model, not a curated record. The transcript is spliced from 5 exons. NCBI's taxonomy places the organism in Eukaryota, Metazoa, Arthropoda, Insecta, Coleoptera, Brentidae.
GACUUAUUUAAAAACCCAGGGCCAUAAGGGCGUGAAUUGCUAGUCUUUAAAAAUAAGGCGAGAAAGCAUUGAACCUUAUGGACGGCUUCAUACACCUGGCCCGUUCGUGCAGGUAAAAGAAGGUAUGAAAUGACAAACUAGCCUUUUGUUUGCUGUACUUCCUUUCGGUUUUGGUAUAUUUGCAUACCUAAGUAGGUAGGGUCUCGGAAUUAUGUACAGAAGGUUUGCUUGAGGGCAAGUGUUUUUAAAAGCCAUUUUGCGAUUGGUAAGUUCAGUUUUAUUAAAACAAUUAAAUAGAAAUUUUUAACACCUCUUGGGUGACAAAAUGACGGUAAAUGGCGAACCUCAAACUAUACACCACAACAGAUGUGUCCCAGAUCUACCUCCUUCACCUGUUAAAAGGGAACCUGAACCUUUACCUCCAAUAUCCAAAAAACUUUUACCCAUUGCUGGGUUUUUUGUGGCCUUUGCAACUGUGAUGACCGUCCUAAUACUCUACAUGGAUAAUACAGCCAUGAAACACUACCAAUUUACGUUAAAUUUGAACAAAGACAUAGAACUAAAUGAUAUAGCACAAGAUGAUCCACAACUUAUUGUUUAUUUGAAGCAAGUUGCCCUUUCUCCGGCCAUAGAGCCCCAUCACAAGCCCCUGCAGCCUCAAACUGGAAUCUCAUAUGAUACUGAAUAUGUCCUAAAAUUGCUUAAUAAUAAGAAAGACGGCGUAUUCGUGGAAGCCGGCGCUUAUAGCGACGGUAAAACGUCUAAAACAGAAGCUCUCGAGCGCAAAUACAACUGGAAGGGGCUCCUAAUCCAGCCAGAUCCUCGUCACUAUUUCAAUCUGAGAAGGCACAACCGAGUGAGAUCGCAAGCGGUUCAUGCUUGUUUAAGUCCGAUGCCUUAUCCGAGAGAAGUGACCUUACAUCAAGAGACUGACGGUGUAAAAAUUAACAGCGUCUAUUCGAACAGUCUCGAGGAUCCCGACUGGCUCGUGACACGAGUCAAAUGCUUCCCCAUCUACUCUUUAUUGCUCGCAAUGAACGUUACAUCGGUGGAUUACUUUAGUUUGCAGUCUGAGGGUACUGAACUUCAGGUUUUGGAGACUAUUCCAUUCGAUAGGGUGAAAAUUGAAGUCAUAGGUGUGCAUUUGUUGACCAACGAUUCGGAAAAGAGUACAAUAAAGAAGUUUUUGUCCACAAAGCAGUUUACGUUGAUGGACACUUUUAAUAACACUUAUAUUUACAUGAUCAAUAGGGUGAAGAUUUAAUGUAAGCAACUGAAAGUGCUAGAAAGACUGAGUCGCGCAAAGUUUGCAUUGUAACCGCACCGUUCAAUUAUUAUUAAAAAACAUUGAGACUUAUUAGUUUAAAAGCUUCGAACAAAGAAUCAUUCCUAAACCUUUUACUUGAACGUUUUCAGCAGUGUAUCGUUUUUGGUUUUUUUUUUUUUGAAGCCAUAUUAUUCAAAAAAAUAUACCACCACCAAUUCCCCAAUUAAAAUCGUAUAUACGAAAAUGUUUAGGGCUCUAGUAGAGCGUCGUUAUUUAUAUUUAGUGCCUUGUGUAGCUAGCGUGUAGGUCCAAAUGUAAACGUUAGCAAUUACAUUCCCGAUAUUUGUUAUUACUUGCAUCAAGCCUCCUAGUAUCUAUUUUUUAUUUCGACCUUUGUAAUAUUAUUUUUUUAUGAACAUUAAUAAAUAAACAUUUUCCUAA